AUGCUGAGAACAAACAAACCCAGGUGUGAAACUGUAGCUGCCCUGGAGAAACACCUGGCAUCCACUGUCCCCUUCACACUGGAUCUCUGGAGGCUGAACGAGGUGGUCUUCUCUGGAGACUGUCUUCUGGAGCGAGUCCUGUGCAUGUGUACUGCUCUCUGUCUGCAGCCCGGGGCCAGUCUGGAGCAGACUCAUAUCUUUGUUCUGGCUCAUAUCCUGCGGCGGCCCAUCAUCGUGUACGGAGUGAAGUACUACAAGAGCUUCAGAGGAGAAACAUUAGGAUACACUCGAUUCCAAGGUGUUUACCUGCCGUUGCUAUGGGAACAGAGCUUCUGCUGGAAAAGUCCCAUCGCUCUCGGUUACACGAGAGGUCACUUCUCUGCUCUGGUUGGCAUGGAAACCGACGGCUACGAUAAUCGCGGCGCAGGCGCUAACCUCAACACUGACGAUGACAUCACCGUGACCUUCCUGCCGCUGGUGGACAGUGAGAGGAAGCUGCUGCAGAUCCACUUCCUGUCAGCACAAGAGAUGGGCAGUGAGGAGCAGCAGGAGCGUCUGCUCAGGGAUUGGCUGGACUGCUGUGUGACAGACGGAGGGAUGCUGGCGGCGCUGCAGAAGAGCAGCAGACGGAGACAUCACCCGCUCAUCACACAGAUGCUGGAGCAGUGGCUGGAUGGGUACCGGCAGAUGCACCCGUGUCCCACGCUCUCCGACGAAGAGGACGAGGAGGACGACGAAGACGAGUGACCCCCUGAAACCAUUUCAACACUGUUCCACAUGAGCCCUCUUUCCCAGAAUGCAAUGCGACCCCCCCCCCCCCAACAACAGCGAGGGCUGAAAAUCUUUGUGUUUAGUCAAAUUAAUUUAGUUUUUUUGAAACUGUAAGUUUGUAUCCAUCUGCAUGUGUCUCUUUAAACAUGGAACGAUGAGAAUAAAAGACACUUCCACACAGCACAUGUUCUUUAGAGGAUUUGAAUCUGAUCGCAGGAAUCAGAGUUUAUGAUUUAACUCACACUAAACGAUUCAGUAUGAAGACGUGCACAUAUCUCACAGUGUUUGUGUUUCCUUCUGUUCUCUGUCUCUGCUCUGCAGCAAGACGUGUGCGUUUGGUUGAUUUGAUUGUAUUUAUUUAUGUCUCUCUUGUGCUGUGAGGAGAUUCAUGAAGAGUUUACUGAGAUGUUGAUCUUGUGAUCCUGUACCUGUCAGGUGAUUCUGAACAAGAGGAGAGCGAGUCACACGCCUUUAACAUUAAACUAGAAACACGUCUGCUCUCUCA
Messenger RNA from Carassius carassius (crucian carp), 1276 nucleotides. RefSeq names its product ubiquitin thioesterase zranb1-B-like. Bases 1 to 747 code for a protein of 248 amino acids. Gene Ontology annotation, molecular function: cysteine-type deubiquitinase activity; K63-linked polyubiquitin modification-dependent protein binding. Lineage: Eukaryota; Metazoa; Chordata; Actinopteri; Cypriniformes; Cyprinidae. Gene Ontology annotation, cellular component: nucleus; cytoplasm. The record is from RefSeq and is a predicted model, not a curated record. Gene Ontology annotation, biological process: protein K29-linked deubiquitination; protein K33-linked deubiquitination; cell migration. The transcript has 4 exons.